Molecule: messenger RNA, 306 nt
Organism: Kluyveromyces marxianus DMKU3-1042
Lineage: Eukaryota; Fungi; Ascomycota; Saccharomycetes; Saccharomycetales; Saccharomycetaceae
Gene: URM1
Product: ubiquitin-related modifier URM1
Exons: 1
Coding region: 1-306 (101 amino acids)
Biological process (GO): tRNA thio-modification; protein urmylation
Cellular component (GO): cytoplasm; nucleus
Molecular function (GO): protein tag activity
Source: RefSeq, a predicted model, not a curated record
AUGGUUCGUGUUACCGUUGAAUUCUUGGGUGGUUUGGAUGUGAUUGUAAAGAAACAGAGACAGUACAAGGUUGAUGUGAAAGUAGAUGGGAAAGACGAAGUUGAUGUUGGAGACCUGAUCCAGUGGAUCGUGGAUAACCUUAUCGAGCACGAGCGCGAUGUGAACGUUUUUCUUGAGAACGACAGCAUCAGACCUGGGAUCUUGACUUUGAUCAACGAUACCGAUUGGGAGCUUGAAGGUGAAAAAGAGUACGUUUUGGAGGAUGGUGAUGUAGUAUCUUUCACAUCGACGCUACACGGUGGAUAG